Messenger RNA from Trypanosoma grayi, 288 nucleotides. RefSeq lists its product as hypothetical. Lineage: Eukaryota; Euglenozoa; Kinetoplastea; Trypanosomatida; Trypanosomatidae. The coding region runs from base 1 to 288 and encodes 95 amino acids. The record is from RefSeq and is a predicted model, not a curated record. The transcript has a single exon.
AUGAACUCCCCCACAUUACCACCCACAGUAUUCACUUCGUUCUGUAUCUCGUCUGUCGGCAGCAAACUGCGGAGCGACGACGCAGCAUCACGCCAUAUGGUGCUGUCUGUGCAGUGCCGCCUCCCGCCACUACAGCGUAUCGCCUCGGCGAAACAUUGUGAAGCCGUGACAAGUUCUCCAAAGACAGGAAUGGAGCCAACACCACGAUUGCCGAGUGCAACGCCGACGGCACGCCAUGUACUACCACUAUUUCCAUUUGACAAUUCGAGUGCACGCUGGUACAUCUGA